GGUCCGAACGUUUAUAUGGGGUGUGGCCUAUGUUCGUUUUCGCGCGAAACCAAAUCUGCGGAAAGGAUUCCAUUGUGUGUUGUGGUUACAGAUAAGAUCCGAGCAUCUUUACAAAUGGAUAAAGAGUUAUUUCGUAAACUUGCGUCGAAGAUUGGGAUAACGGCUGUUAAAGUAUUGAGUCAAGCCGAGGAAUACAUGCGAUUAUCCCAGGUGAAAUGUGUUGGACUGGGUUCUGUUACAGCCACCAGCAAGGCCAUUAUUUGCCUUGAGUUGGCAGCGACUUCCAUGAAAUUUCCUCUAGACAAGGAGUAUGCCAUCAAACUGUCUGGACUAAGUCCUAAGGUUUACUCCAGUAAUCUGAAGGCUAUGGAGUGCAUGCUGGGCCUGCAGUCAAACCUGGGUCUCAGAGAUCUUGCAGUGCAGUUCGGGUGUUUGGAAGCGGUUAAAGUGGCCUCUCAGAUCCUUCAGAGGUAUGAGACCAGUUUGCCUGCUGCUCAGCAUCAAGACCUUGACCUGUCAAAGCCUCUCUUUACCACAGCAGCUCUCUAUGCAGCAUGCAAGUGCAUGAAAAUCAGAACUGACAGGAAAUUAGCCUCUUCAUCUGGCGCAAAGAAGGGCAUCUUUGACCGGCUGUGCACACAGUUUCAGAAACUCGGACAGGAGAUCUGCAAUGAGGCUUCAUCUAUGGAGAAACCAGUCAAAACUGUUCAAAAGAGGCAGAAGACAAUCACUGAAAUGCUAGAAACAGGAGAAGAUGAUGAAAAGCUUUCAACAUCCCCUAAGCGAGAGAGGGCUGAGAAGACGGAGGAAGAAGAGACACAAAAUUAUGAAGAGUGGAAAAGAAAAAUUCUUGAAAAUGCUUUAAAACCAAAGACAAUAGAUUCUUGAACUCCGUUUCAGAUUUAUUUAAUUAUGGUUCUUUAUAAUGUCAACAGGACUUUACUUUGAGUUGGAUUUAAUACUCCAUUACCAUAGACUGUAUAAAAAAAGUCUGCCCCCUUCUGGCUCCUUGUGUAAAUUUGUUCCGUUUACAUAUGGACAUUUCCACAGGAAUCACAGCACUUUUUAUUAUCCGUUGUUUAAUUGCCAUUUCUCGGGUGAAAAUAUGGUUACCAUUUUAUGACAGAUUUUAUAUUGUGCAAAGGUUUACUAAUUAAGUUUCUUAUUUCGAUUUUAUCGAGGUGCAUUUAGUUUGUGUUGAUGUUUAAAUUGUGGUGUUUAAUCGAUCAUGAUUUGGAUGAUUAUGUCUGGUGACAGUAUGACUUUGUUUGCUCACAGUGUUCUGUGGUAAAAUCUCACAGGAGGAGUAGAAUGCAUUCAUGAUCAUCUGGAUGGGUUUUAUCCAUUUAAGAAAUGAGAAAUGGCUUAUCUGCUUACAGUUUAAUAAGAUUUUAUUAUGAAUAAAAUGUGUAUUUUUGACAAGUCGAUUAUUUCUUUUUUUUAUGUUUUGAUUAAACACUCAUUUUCUACAGGUAAUUUGUGACCAUUUAUAUUGUGCUGAAAAUACCCAAUACAAUGAUUUCUAUUCCAUUAUGUGAGAUACGACAGAAAUAGCAAAACAGAACAGCCCUAUAAUUCUGUGCUAAUUUCUGUGUACUUGUAUGCCAAUUGCCUUGCCAAGCACAGAACCACAUUUGUGCAUUUAUUUGUGAUUAUACUAUUACCAUAUGAAUGUGUGCAUCCACACAAAUUCUUAAAAAGCACAAUAUUAACUUUCAAAUAUUCCAGAACUGUUUGAAAUGUUUUAAA
Carassius auratus (goldfish) is the source of this 1749-nucleotide messenger RNA. RefSeq names its product origin recognition complex subunit 6-like. Lineage: Eukaryota; Metazoa; Chordata; Actinopteri; Cypriniformes; Cyprinidae. The transcript is spliced from 7 exons. Gene Ontology annotation, cellular component: nuclear origin of replication recognition complex. The coding region runs from base 16 to 888 and encodes 290 amino acids. Gene Ontology annotation, biological process: DNA replication initiation; DNA replication. Gene Ontology annotation, molecular function: DNA binding. The record is from RefSeq and is a predicted model, not a curated record.